This is a messenger RNA of Ictidomys tridecemlineatus (thirteen-lined ground squirrel), 2610 nucleotides long. The record is from RefSeq and is a predicted model, not a curated record. Lineage: Eukaryota; Metazoa; Chordata; Mammalia; Rodentia; Sciuridae.
ACCAGGGUGGGGUCGAACAGCUCCGGGAGGCGGAGAAGCCUAUCCACAGGUUCGAAUCCCGCCCGGGCCCAUUUCGUCCAGCGGCGCCAUUACGUCUCCACUUCGAGGAUCCUACAGUACCCCAAACCCCGGAGUCCACUCGGGUUACUGCAGGAGUUCAGGACUGUUGGAAGUGGGGAAGGAGGCUGCUCCCCCCGUGCUGGGCUGCUGGCCGGCAGGGCCUUCAUACAGCCUCUCCCCUUCCUUAGCUCAGAGGCCCUCCCGGACCCUCGGCUUUUCCUCUGACUUCUUGUGCCUGCUGUGAGCUUCGCUGGAUUCAGGGUCUUGGUCGUGUGAGAGGUGCUGGGAAGGCACCCCGGGCCUUGCACAUGCUAAGCAAGCGUUCUCCCUCUGCUUUUGCUCCAGCCCCUUACAUUUUCCUUAGUACCGCCGGCGUGGGCGACUCGGGCCUUUGCACUUGCGUUACCCUUGCCGGGGUUGCUUCUCUCCAGACUUUCCCACGACUUCCUGCCGUCACCUCCUCCUGGAAGCCUUCCCCUGUCCGCAUCCACCUCCUCUCAAACAGCCCCUGUGUGGACUCUUCACAUCCCUCCCGCUCCGAGCUACCGUUAUUUUUAGCACUUAGCACCGGCUGACUAAUAUACUCUACGAAUCCUAUAUUUGUUUCUUGCCCACUAGGGCGGGGACUUUUGUGCUUCGCUCACGACUAGAAAAGAGUCUGGCACACAGUCGGCGCUCAAUAAGCAUUUGAUGAAUGAAUGCAGGAGGCAUUUUAACCGCAGGGCGCCUGGAUCCGGAGCGGGAUCGCCCUGGGGCGUCUCGGAGAAAGAGACGGAGACGGAUCCCGGACCCGCGGCCAAGCAGGAGUGGACACACGCAUGCCCGCGUGCGUCGCCCGAAUGGGGGGCCGGACGUGGGCUCCCGGUGCAACCGCCUCCUGUCCUCCCCUGCUUGCAGGAACGUCAUGUCGGUGCCCCGGUUGCGCGCGCUGCCGCUGCUGCUCCUGCUGGGCGCGUCGUGGGCGCGGGCGGGCGCCCCGCGCUGCACCUACACCUUCGUGCUGCCCCAGCAGAAGUUCACCGGCGCCGUGUGCUGGAGCGGAGCAGCUGCCGCACGACCCACUUCCGAAGCCGUGAACGCCAGCGAGGUGGCGGCGCUGCGCAUGCGCGUCGGCCGCCACGAGGAGCUGCUGCGCGAGCUGCAGAGGCUGGCCGCCGCCGACGGCGCAGUGGCCGGCGAGGUGCGCGCGCUGCGCAAGGAGAGCCGCGGCCUGAGCGCGCGCCUGGGCCAGCUGCGCGCGCAGCUGCAGCAUGAGGCCGGCACGGGGGCGGGGCCGAGCCAGGGGGCGGAGCCUGCCGCUGCUCUGGCGCUGCUCGGGGAACGCGUGCUCAAUGCGUCGGCCGAGGCUCAGCAGGCCGCCGCCCGCUUCCACCAGCUGGACGUCAAGUUUCGAGAGCUGGCACAGCUGGUCAGCCAGCAGAGCGACCUCAUCGCCCGCCUGGAGCGCCUGUGCCCGGGGGGCGCCGGCGGGCAACAGCAGGUCCUGCCCCCGCCCCUGGUGCCUGUGGUGCCCUUGAGUCUGGUGGGCAGCACCAGUAACACCAGCAGGAGGCUGGACCCAGCUCCAGAGCCCCAGAGAGACCAGACCCGGAGACAACAGGGCCCCUUGGCCUCUCCUAGGCCUGCAGGGUCCCCUGUGAUCCCUACCAGGCCAUCAGGCCCGUGGCAGGACUGUGCGGAGGCCUACCAGGCAGGCCACAGCCAGAGUGGGGUCUACGAGCUGCUACUCGGCCGGCUCCAGGUGUCCGCGUGGUGCGAGCAGCAGCUGGAGGGCGGAGGGUGGACAGUGAUCCAGCGGCGCCAGGACGGCUCAGUCAACUUCUUCACCACCUGGCAGCACUACAAGGUGGGCUUUGGGCGGCCUGACGGGGAAUACUGGCUGGGCCUCGAACCUGUGCAUCAGCUGACCAGCCGGGGGGACCACGAGCUGCUGGUGCUCCUGGAGGACUGGGGGGGCCGUGGGGCACGUGCCCACUAUGAUAGCUUCUCUCUGGAACCCGAGAGUGACCACUAUCGCCUACGGCUUGGCCAGUACCACGGUGACGCUGGAGAUUCUCUUUCUUGGCACAACGACAAACCCUUCAGCACUUUGGAUAGAGAUCGAGACUCCUAUUCCGGUAACUGUGCCUUGUACCAGCGCGGGGGCUGGUGGUACCAUGCUUGUGCCCACUCCAACCUCAACGGUGUGUGGCACCGUGGUGGCCACUACCGAAACCGCUACCAGGAUGGUGUCUACUGGGCUGAGUUCCGUGGCGGGGCGUACUCCCUCAAGAAGGCCGCCAUGCUGAUCCGACCCGCCAGGCCCUGACUGCCCGGGCCUCUGCCCGCCUGGCCCCAGGGUGUUUCCCAGCAGAAGACUAAAUUGUCCUGGCCGCACCUCUCUGUGGCUCAGUGCUGAGCCUGUCCCGGACUUUCCCACUGUGGAUUUGCUCCCCAGAGCCCCAGAAUGGGACCCAGGAGUCCCCCACCCGUGUCGCGGGCCCAGACAGCUCCCCAAGGGCACUUGUCUCGGCUUUGAGCUCACAUUUAUAACAACACAGAGCAUCCAGA